Molecule: messenger RNA, 804 nt
Organism: Cladophialophora carrionii CBS 160.54
Lineage: Eukaryota; Fungi; Ascomycota; Eurotiomycetes; Chaetothyriales; Herpotrichiellaceae
Exons: 2
Coding region: 1-804 (267 amino acids)
Biological process (GO): mitochondrial fission
Cellular component (GO): mitochondrion
Source: RefSeq, a predicted model, not a curated record
AUGGCCGGCAAAGACGGGGACGGGCGCCCGAACUCUGCUUUCCCACGAGAGCAACUGAAUAAGGACCUGCAAAAGCUGAUUGACAAACAAGAUGACAUAUGGGACAACAUCUACGAGGGGCAAGGGCCUGACACGACUGAGACAAGCGUGCGAUAUGCCGCCUACGCCAACCGUCUGCGCACCAUCAUGCUGAGCGCGCAUCGUUAUGUCGCAUAUACCUCAGACAUCGGCGAAUCGUUUCGGCCUGUUGCCCAUCCCAUACUCGUUAGGAGCGCGUACGGCAUAUCUUGGGCGUAUAUCAUCGGUGAUGUCAGUCACGAAGGGUGGAAGGCAUACAAGAGGAAUCAGAGGUUGGCAGCCCCGAAGGGGGACGAGCACUUCGACGGAAGACAAAAAGAGCCAAUGGGCAAGAUCGAUGCUAUUCCUCCAACACAUCCCGUCCACAUACCAGCGAUCGAGGACUACAAGGCCGUUAUGGCGCAGCGUGCCGUGUUCCAGAGUAUUGCGUCUAUGGGUUUACCGGCAUUUACUAUACAUUCCAUUGUGAGAUACUCUGGGAAAGCGCUUAAGAAUGCAACGAACGCCACGGUGAGGACAUGGGGACCAAUAGGUCUCGGUCUUGCAGCAGUACCAGCCCUGCCUUAUUUGUUUGAUAAGCCUGUCGAGGAGGCUGUGGAAUGGACUUUUUAUACCGCCUUCCGAGCAAUUGGCGGGGAAAACGCCGUCGGGGUCAGACCUCAUACGGGCAGAAAGGAGGCUCUGCAAGUCGAAACGCAGAUUGCGCAAGAAAAGAAGGAUCUAUAA